Molecule: messenger RNA, 2432 nt
Organism: Vigna radiata var. radiata (mung bean)
Lineage: Eukaryota; Viridiplantae; Streptophyta; Magnoliopsida; Fabales; Fabaceae
Product: LEAF RUST 10 DISEASE-RESISTANCE LOCUS RECEPTOR-LIKE PROTEIN KINASE-like 2.1
Exons: 3
Coding region: 192-2204 (670 amino acids)
Biological process (GO): protein phosphorylation
Molecular function (GO): polysaccharide binding; protein kinase activity; ATP binding
Source: RefSeq, a predicted model, not a curated record
UCAAAUGAAACUUCUGUUAUCCACUCAAAUAUUUUAUCCAUCCUCGUUUCAGAAAAUGGUAUAUAAUACUACAAUCAAAACACAACCAUACACCACUUGAUAAAUCUUGUUCUUUUGCCUUAAUUUUCUUUCCGUAAAGAUCAAAGAAACUACCCACUUUUCUGUUCUGUCUCCAAGUUUUCAACGAAAGCAUGCCAGGCUUCACCAUUAAGAUCACUCAGGCCUUUUCAUCCAGCCAUCCAACUAUGACCACCCCUUCCUCCUUCCUUGCAUCCAUACUCGCCCUUGCUUUCUUCUUAGCAACUUUGCCACAAUCCUACUCUCAACAACAAAACAACACCUACUCCAUUUGCAGCCAAUCUUUCAGUUGUGGAACUCUCACAAACAUAUCCUAUCCUUUCUGGGGAGGGAACCGACCCCAGUUUUGUGGCCGCAAUGGCUUCAACCUCACCUGCAUGGAUAACCGAAACACUUCGCUUCAAGUUGGUUCCAUGAACUUCCAUGUACUACACAUCAACCAAACGGCUUCCACCAUGAGAAUGGUGCGAACAGACCUUGUCUAUGAUCGCUGCUCUUCCAAUUUCACCAACACUUCUCUCAGUUCCAGUCCCUUCUCUUUCCUCCCCACCGUCCAGAAUGUCACUGUAUUCUACGAUUGCCCCUCUCAGGAUUCUGUCGGGGGAAACUCCUUUACGUGUCAGAAUGAUACUAAUAAACACGCUUUCUAUGUGGUCAAUGGAACUCAGCUGAGGCAGUUCCCGGGCCUUCAGAACUGCGGGGUUAGCGUUCUGGUGCAAGUUUCAGAGGGUGUUGUUUGGGAUUCUGGGAACGGGAUUGAGCCGCUGAAGAAAGCGUUGGAUCAAGGGUUUGAUGUGAAGUUUGAUGCAGAGUGGAGUUCUCAGUGCACAGCAUGCAGGGAUUCUGGAGGAGCAUGUGGAACGAAUGAGAAUGAUUCCGAUCAGUUUUCUUGUUAUUGCUCGGGUGGAACUCGAGGUUCAGUGUGCUCUACUCACGAAAGUAGCAGGAAUAGCAGAGUGUUGAAGCUGGUUUUAGGUUUCGUCGGUACUGGAUUUGCACUACCACUAAUCGCUGUGAUCAUAUGCCGCAACAAAGCUAGAAUUUGGAAAUUUAUAUUAAUACAAUUGGGCAAGAUCAAAAAGAAUGAUCGAAUUAUAGAAGCCUUCCUUGAAAGCCAAGGUUCUAUGGGUAUAAAGAGAUACAGUUUCUCUGAUGUUAAGAAAAUGACCGACUCCUUCAAAAUUAAACUGGGGGAAGGUGGUUAUGGAUCUGUGUACAAAGGAAAGUUACUCAACGGUUGUUCGGUGGCAGUGAAGAUACUGAACGAAUCAAAGGAGAAUGGCGAAGAGUUUAUCAAUGAGGUUGCUAGCAUAAGCAAAACAUCUCAUGUUAACAUUGUCUCUCUCCUUGGAUUCUGCCUAGAUGGAAGCAGAAAAGCCCUCGUGUAUGAGUUUAUGUCCAAUGGUUCACUUGAGAAGUACAUUCACAAGAAAUCAGCAGACAAAAAUAAAACAACUUCUCCACCCUUGGGUUGGGACAGGUUGAACCAGAUUGCAAUAGGCAUAGCUCGAGGACUUGAGUAUUUGCAUAAAGGAUGCAACACUCGGAUUCUGCAUUUUGACAUCAAGCCACAUAACAUCCUUUUGGACGAAACUUAUCGCCCAAAGAUAUCAGAUUUUGGACUUGCCAAGCUGAGCACAAUAGAUGAAAGCAUUAUAUCAAUGUCAAAUGCUAGAGGGACAGUAGGGUAUGUGGCUCCUGAAGUGUUCAAUAAAAGUUUUGGAGGUGUUUCACACAAGUCUGAUGUUUACAGCUAUGGAAUGAUGCUACUAGAAAUGGUUGGAGGACAGAAGAACAUCAACGUUGAAGCUAGUCGAUCAAGCGAACUAUAUUUCCCACACUUGGUUAUUUACAAGAAGCUUGAGCAGGGCAAUGAUCUGGGACUUGAUGGGAUAUUGUCUGGUGAGGAGAAUGAAAUAGCAAAGAGAAUGACUAUGGUGGCUUUGUGGUGCAUUCAGACAAUUCCUUCUCACAGACCUACCAUAAGUAGAGUGAUUGACAUGUUGUUAGGUAGUGCGGAUUCCUUGGAAAUGCCACCAAAACCUUUCCUCUCUUCUCCUCCAAGAUCAAAAGAUUUUUCCACUGCAAUGUCCCAAUCAUUUGAUAGUCUCUCAUGCAGCUCAUAGUUGCAUCUCUUCUGUCAGAAUUUUUUCAAACCGAACAUUCGGUAUUCAUGAUCAAAGUUUAAGGUUUGAUGUCUUUCAUUUUCAUGCAAUAGUUAUUUAAGUGUCCUUUUUUUUAUUAUUUGGGUGAUGGGCAUCAUGCAUGCAUAUGUAGACCCUAAACCCUGAAAUAACUGCAACAAUAUGAAACAGUUUGUGCCUUUCAUAUAUAUAAUAGUUACUUAUUUGCUA